CAUGUGUCGUCGCUAGGGGACAGCUGUUCGUUUCACUUCACAAUUAAUUUUCAAGAUUUUAAUGAGAUUUGUGCGUUGAAAGCUACAUUUAUACGUCCUAAAUUGAUUAUUUAAAAUGCCCAAGGUGCGGCGCAGUCGAAAACCCCCACCAGAUGGUUGGGAACUGAUCGAACCCACUCUAGAGGAACUGGAGCAAAAAAUGCGCGAAGCCGAAACGGAACCGCAUGAGGGAAAACGCAUAACGGAAUCGUUGUGGCCCAUUUUCAAGAUCCAUCACCAGAAGACUCGUUACAUAUACGAUCUGUUCUACCGCCGAAAGGCCAUUAGCCGGGAACUGUACGACUAUUGUCUCAAGGAGAAGAUCGCCGAUGGCAAUUUGAUCGCCAAGUGGAAGAAGUCCGGGUACGAGAACCUCUGCUGCCUUCGCUGCAUCCAGACGAGAGACACCAAUUUCGGGACGAACUGUAUCUGCCGGGUGCCAAAAUCCAAACUGGAGGAGGGUCGUAUUGUCGAGUGCGUUCACUGCGGAUGUCGCGGUUGUUCCGGAUAGGUCUCUAAAAUGAUUCAAUAUAUUUCCUUUACAUGUCACAUUUCAUCCUCACACAACGUAGUUCAGUAGGUUCCAAUAUAGAUUCCCCCUGGUUUUACCUUAGUAUGUAAAUACAUUUUAUAACAAACCGCGACCACAUUUUAAAUUUAGCAAAACAUUGUAAAGCCGCUGGAAUAAAUCGAUUUUGUAACUGACAAGAUGCCAAAAUGAAUAAUGUCAGAAAUAUCCUCAAAAUAGAGGCCUUGAAAAGUUCAGUAGGUAAUGUUGAAUAUGCUUUAUAUUCAGGUAUAGUUUUAUGUAAGAGGAUCAUUUUUUUUGUAAUCGUAGAAAAAAUAAAUAUUAUUUAAGACAAGCUACAGUGUUUUCAUCCUUGGACAAAAAUCUUCAAGGAUUAGUAGAGAACAUUGGUGUCUCAAACAUGUUAAUUCAAAACUUGAAACAUCCUUAAAUCCCCAGAUUUAUAUUAAUCGUGGUGGAAGUAGCUAAUACAUAAAUUUAUAUUGCUGAAUUUCUUUAUUAGUUAGCCUCGAGCUCAAAAAAGAUAAGUUUGAAUGAUAAACUGAAAAUAAAGCUAAAAUUUCGCAUUUCACUGAAUUACUAAAAUUUGCAAAGUUUGUGUAUCUAGAGGAAGAAAUUGAGAAGAAUUAAUAAGUACAAUAAUAAAAGUGAAUACCAUUUUUUUUAACCAAUUAUACUUA
Drosophila ficusphila is the source of this 1248-nucleotide messenger RNA. It is a transcript of the gene l(1)10Bb, whose product is annotated as protein BUD31 homolog. Lineage: Eukaryota; Metazoa; Arthropoda; Insecta; Diptera; Drosophilidae. The transcript has 2 exons. Gene Ontology annotation, biological process: mRNA splicing, via spliceosome. Bases 116 to 550 code for a protein of 144 amino acids. Gene Ontology annotation, cellular component: nucleus; spliceosomal complex. The record is from RefSeq and is a predicted model, not a curated record.